AGAUGAGAAUAAUGAUAAUAAUUAACUCAUUUGAUUAAUGUAUAAAGAUAUUGAGUAAGUAAAUGGAUUCUAAAAAUGAAUUUAUUAAAUAUAAAGGUCUAUAUGAAAGAGAGUAUAUAUUAUUGAUUAUAUUAGAUGUUUACAGAUUAAAGAGCUCAAUUAAGUUAAUUAGAUAAAUAAGUUAGAUAAAUACCUGCAGAAAGAAAUCAAAUUUUAGAGAGAAUUAAAAAAUUAUUGGCUGAAAUUGAAUAAUUAGGUAAUAAUUCUGUUAAUGGGUAAUUUGUAUAAUUUAAGAAUAAGUUUCAGCAAAAAUUAAUGAAAUUAAUUCAUUAAAGACAUAGAUUACUAAACAAGAAUCAAUUGUUAAAUAAGUUAAAGUUAUAGAUAGUUCUAAUCCAACUGAUUUAAGGCUUUUAUUAGAGGAUUUGAAAAAGAAGCUUGAUAAAUUCUAAUAAGAUUAAUCAAAUCUAGAAAAAUUAAAGAAAGAGUUGGAAGCAAUGAAUAGCUUAAAUUCUGAUUUACACAUAAGUAAAAAAUGUCUUGAUAAUUAACAAAAUGAUAUUAAGAAGUUGUAUCAAUAAAUCAAAUGA
This is a messenger RNA of Paramecium sonneborni, 590 nucleotides long. The record is from the annotation of a GenBank genome assembly. Lineage: Eukaryota; Ciliophora; Oligohymenophorea; Peniculida; Parameciidae.